AUGCAGUCAUCGACUGUCGGUCAGGGAUCGGCUCAGAAAGCGGUCGAUGGAAGCACCAGCAGUUUCUAUAACACAAACACCUGUACGAUGACUGAGGCCGAGCGCAACCCUUGGUUUUAUGUAAAUCUUCUGGAGCCCGUUCUCGUCCAGUUGGUGCGAAUAGAUUUCGGUUCAUCAUGCUGCUCCAACAAUAGGCCCGCUGUUAUCACAGUGAGGGUCGGCAACAAUAGGCCAGAUCUGGGCGUUAAUCCGGUUUGUAAUAAAUUCACUGGAUUUCUAGAAGAGGGUCGACCACUCUUUCUUCCCUGCGCUCGUCCAAUGCCGGGCGCUUUCGUCAGCAUAACUCUGGAGUCGGCGGGAAAUCCAUUAUCGAUUUGCGAGACCUUCGUCUACACCGAUCACGCGCUGUCGAUAGAGCAGUGCCCGUCAUUCCGGGAUCAGCCGUUGGGCAGUACCUCAACCUAUAACGGGAAGUGUUAUAUAUUUUACAACAACCAACCGCUCAACUUCGACAGCGCCCGACGUUUCUGCGAAGUCAGGGGCGGAAGUCUUGUGGACGAGACCUCACCCGCUCUGCAAGGGUUCCUCAGUUGGGAACUAUACAGAAGGCAUCGCAACGAUCCCAACGGCCAGUACUGGUUGGGAGCGCUUAGGGAUCCCAAGACACCGGCCAAUUGGAAAUGGAUUAAUGGCAAAGACGUGACGAUUUCAUUUUGGAAUUUACCCGCAAAUAAAGACAACUGUUCCCGAUUUGAUGGCACAAAGGGCUGGCUUUGGUCCGACACUAAUUAUCUGGAGUGCGGUUUCCCGGCCUCUAUAACUAAUGGACAGUAUAUAAUGUCCAACAAUACGCGUUCAUAUCUAAGUUCAGUGAACUACUCGUGCAAAGAGGGCUAUGUAUUGGUUGGUCGCGGACUUCUCACAUGCGAUGUCGACGAGAGAUGGAAUGGACCGCCGCCCAGAUGUGAACCUGUCAUUUGCCCCAACCCUCCCGUUAUUGUCAAUUCUGUGGUCAGAAUUUCAGCCAACAAUACAAUCUUCGGAGCCGUCGCUGAAUAUACUUGCGAUGAAGGCUAUGAACUGAUGGGAGAAUCCCGUAUUGUCUGCAAUGUCGCCGGUUUUUGGGACGGAGAGCCCGGAUAUUGUAGAGACGCGAGACCGGCGUCUACGAGCUCUACUUCAACCACAACUCGUGGGACGACAUCCACUACAACCACAACCCGGAAAACAACGACAACAGCGCAGCCGUCGCGCACAACCCAGACCUGGCCUGUAGUCGAUCGAUCGCAGCCGCCGUCCAGAGGGCCGCAGCUGUCUUUGAUCCCCAUCUCAUCAACUCCUGCGCCCCAAUCGCCGUAUUUGAAUACCAGACGAACUAAUGUGUAUUCAACGAGUAGUAACAGUCCGACCACAACGACGACGACCACCACUACUACAACUCGAAGGCCGACACCGAAGAGUCGAACCACUCGUCCGACAAUCUAUAAGACUCAAGACAACGAAAUAAAUGACAGUCUGUUGCGGCCCAACACGAAGGCGGCGACCGCUCGACUCAAUAUGGGAGGCAUUAUAGCGUUGGCAGUGUUCGGAGGGUUUGUGUUUUUGGCUGCCGUUAUCACUAUAGUUGUGAUUAUAGUCCGGAGAUUGAAGAAUAGUCACAAUGCAUUAGACGCUCAAACGAUCAGCACAUUUGACAGUUCGGGAGAUAAUUCUGGUUUCUAUCACAAGUACGCGUCCGCGUGGUCUCAGUUACAGUCCAAUGGCAUUCAUUCGGCUUCAUAUAAGCCCGGCUUAGCCCGAGUCGAUCCCAAUUUUGAUCACCACAACCACCAGAGGCUCAAUAGGGGUACCAUUAAUGAGGGCUUCCGAGAGGCCAACGAAAUCACACUCAACGCAGACGUCGCCGCUCUUUACUCACGACCCGAUAAACGCUAUAAGAGACCCGAUCCGGACGGUCAGUCCCAUUGGCAACACAACAGGAAAUAUUAAAUUGUGUGAAAAAUAGGCUCUAAAUUGGGUUAUUAUUUAACGGGGAAAUGAUUACUAAAAAAUUGUUAUUUUGAGCACUUUUUUGAUAAUUUUAUUUGAAAUUUAGGUCUAAUUUUUAGUGUUUUUAUUUUUGAUCGCAUUUUUAUCAUUUAUUUUAUUUAUCUUAUUUUGCAAUGAAUUUGAUUUCGAUAUUCCGUUCAUUUGUUUCAUAUCAUACUUAUUAAUGCCAAUCAAACAGUUAUUUCGAUGCCAUCACUAAAUACC
This is a messenger RNA of Medioppia subpectinata, 2253 nucleotides long. Lineage: Eukaryota; Metazoa; Arthropoda; Arachnida; Sarcoptiformes; Oppiidae. The record is from the annotation of a GenBank genome assembly.